This is a messenger RNA of Stylophora pistillata, 5583 nucleotides long. Its product is annotated as polycystin-1-like protein 2. Gene Ontology annotation, cellular component: membrane. Gene Ontology annotation, molecular function: calcium channel activity; calcium ion binding; protein binding. Lineage: Eukaryota; Metazoa; Cnidaria; Anthozoa; Scleractinia; Pocilloporidae. The record is from RefSeq and is a predicted model, not a curated record. Gene Ontology annotation, biological process: detection of mechanical stimulus.
CCACGCAGUCGACAGUAUGCAAAAGUUGUCGAACUGCUCGAUAUCUGGGUUAUUUCAAUACUGGAAUCUCCUUAUGUUGCUUUGUAUACUAUUUCGAAGCGUAAUUUUACAUUAUUGCAGAGCAGUAUGAGAUAUCUCUUGGCAGCAGUGAUUUUAUUCUCGGUUGUUAAGGAAUAUGGGCCACAGAAGCUUCUUAAAGUCAGUUCCUCAUUGCCAAACAUAACAGCUAAUUGCCGUAAACCUCUUGGGAUGGCGAGUGGAACGAUAAAGGACGAGCAGAUCACAGCACCAUCAGCUUAUGAUAACGACUUCGCAAGAUUUGGAGCGCAUCGGGCUCGACUUAACCUAACGAGCGAUGCGCCAGGCUACAGAGCCGACAGAACACAAAGUGGCGGUUGGAUUAAGAUAGAGUUAGAAAAGCAAAUGGUGAUAACUGCAAUUGCUACUCAAGGGUACGGCGAUCCUAAAUAUCCUGAAUGGACCGAACUCUACAUGGUCAUGUAUUCAAACGGCGGAGAUUAUCUGUACUUUCAAAACCCUGAAGGUGACUUAAAAACGUUUACUGGCAACAAGGACAGCAAUAGCAUUCAACAUAACGAGGUUCCAUUGCCCACAAUUGCAACUUCGAUUAUGCUCAUGGAGUCUGGAGUGCAUGAAAACUUUGGAAUCAGGAUGGAGUUGUUUGGCUGUGAGCCCGGUUAUUAUUUCGUAGUAUGGCUCAUGCUUGGAGAUUUUGGCUUUUCAACAACUUAUCUUGAUAAGCAAGAAGUGGAAUACCAAGGUAUAGCUGAGGACGUCGUGGAGGAGGUGAAAUCUACCCUGAAAAGAAAACCUGGUUUCUUGUCCGCUAGUCUGCUACAGUUUAGCCCACAGACUUCCGGCGCUGAGAUCAAGCUCAAAGCAGAGUUGAAGAUCGAAUGCAUUGAAGCCAGUGUACACGAUAUAACAGCUGCUCUGAAAAGUUACAUGCAAUCUAGCGAGGGGCUGUUCGACAGGGAUUACCUCAAACUGCAAUACCCUUUGGAUUAUCAGUGUCGACCUCCUGACGUACACAUUCAUCUAAAAAAAACGCACAAAAACGCAGCAAGGAUAACAGCAGUUGACAUGUAUGUAAUCAUUGGAGAAGUGACUGCUCACUGCAACACAUCGUCUUCGAUGCUGCUGUCUUGGGAAAGAAGCGAGGUGAAUAAAGAAAGCGGAGCAUUCGCCGUGGGUCCACCCUUGGAUAAAUUUAGAGGCUCUAAGAACCUUACUAUUGAACCAAGGACGCUGCCUCCCGGCUUAUACUACAUCAGACUAAUUGCUGAAAUGACUAAGGAGGAAGGUGCUAUCGAUUCUGAUUUUGGUUUUCUAGAAGUGGUGUUACCAGAGAUUGUUGCUAAGAUUCUUGGGGUAAACAAAGCAGUUAAGGGUACUGGUAAAAUUGUUCUAGACGCAUCACAUUCAUAUGACCCUUACGAAAUGAAUAUAAAAGACCAGGGAUUGGUCUUUACAUGGCUCUGCCGAAGGGAGGAAGAGGACUUUUCGAACAUUCAGUCGCUUUCAAUCGACCAAUCCUAUGGUAGGGAUAAGGUUCUUGGGGGAUGCUUUGGUUAUGGUGUCGGAAAGUUGAAUACGACAGAACCCACGAUCGAGAUCGAUAUCAAUGGAAUGAUUUCGCAGAGUACUUAUGUUUUCAAGGUUAUUGUUCAGAAAGGUAACAGGAGUUCCUCUGCUAACCAUACCCUAUUGGUAGAGUCGUCUAUUUCCUUUACUAUCAGGUGUAAAAUAAACUGCGGGGAUAGAGUCACCGCCAAUAAGCGAAUGGUGAUCGAGUCCACAUGCAGAGGGCUCUCCUGCAGAACAAUCAAGUCUUAUAACUGGACACUUUACAUGAUUUAUCCGUGGAGCGUUAAUGAAACGUGGAAGGAGCAAAACUUGGAGGAUAAGAUACUCACCGAGAUAGACAGUCCAAGUCUGAUAUUCAAAGGCAAAUUAAACCAAUGGGAGAACUCUUUAAUGGAUGACGCAACCUACAGGCUAAGAGGCAUAGUUCAUCUGGCAGAUGACACUACGGAAGAAAGCGAGAUCGACUUUAAAACCAACUCGGCUCCUUAUCUUGAUGAUUAUGACUUAGGCUGCAAAGUGAGUCCUGAUGUGGGGCAUGCAGUGACCACGGAGUUUUUCAUUUCUUGUGAUGGGUGGAAAGAUGACGACUUACCUCUCAGUUAUGAGUUUAGCUAUCACACAAACACUGGUUCUGUGGUAAUGCAGAAAGGACCAUCACCGAAUGCAACCACGAGACUGCCUCUAGGGAAUCCACUGCACCAAUACGCGAUAGCACUGGAAAUACAGAUCUUAGACUCACUUGGAGCGAGCACGCUGGAUUNGAAAGCGCCUCGAAUUUUGCUCAUCCCUGUUGAAGCAAUGCCCUCCGAUGAUGUUUCUGGAACGUUGAUGAAUAUGGCCAGUGGGGAAGAAAGCCCUUUGGGAAAUCUCCUCAAGUCAGGGAAUGUCGAUAAAGCCGCCAUAAUGGCAUACGCUGUAUUGUCCAUGGUAGACACAAGCGAGGGAAAGAUGACGAGCGCUGAAAAGAAGUCUGCCAUUCUGGUAAGAACGGUUUUACGCUCACAGUUUAAUGUCACCAAGAACUCGGUCCGUGAUUUAAAAGAUGCCAUAAUCGGGCAGAUGUCUAAUGUUAAAGUUACCAGCCUUGAACAAGUCACGCAGAUGGCAGCAGUGGUUGCCCUUGCAACCGAGCAAAAGGACGAAAUCUCAACAAAUUCUCAGGAGAACGCCGUAAACCUAUUAGAGAACACGGCUGACUUCGUUUCCUCUCAGCUAAGUUCUGGUACUGCGGAUACUGAGGUUCUUCAAAAGGUCGGCGCUAGUCUUCUACAUGGCAUCUCCAACGUCAUGAGCGCAGCAUCCACUGGUGCUAAACAAGAGGAGGGAGAUGAAAAGGAAGGUGCAAAAAGUGUUUUAACGGAGGAGACCGCCAAGGAAACAAAUAAGGAUGAGAAGAAAGAUAACAAAGAUAAGAGCAAGAAAACAGCUGAAAAAACUCUCAAAUUGAUGGAUAAAGUCGGUUCGAGCUUGUUAGGCACCAAAGCAGUUGGGGAGAAACCGAGCGUCUUUAAAACCAAGUCUUUAGCAAUGAUGCUGGAUAAGCAGGUACCUUCAAAAAUUGGCGGCAAAAAACUUGGCGACGGAGAAGGGGAGAGCGGUGUGGCAUUACCUUCGGCUACUACCUUGUUUGGAGACCGUGCUGAAAGUCUUCCCUCCGUAGAUUCGCAGAUGCUUUCCUUCACGGAAAAUCCUUAUACUUGGGAUGCAAGCUCUAACAACAUCAAGUCUUCGGUGAUUGAUUUCUCUUUGAAGGCUGCCGACGGAAGUGCAUUAGAAGUGUCUGGUCUUCCGGAACCGGUAGAGCUCUUCAUACCUCAGACAGAGGGCAGUGAAAACAAAGGCAACGAGACAGCGGCAGUAUAUUUUGCCAAACCAAGCGAUGGCUUCAACAACUUACGUUUUCAUAAGGUGGUGGUUCCAUCAGCAAGUUCUUCCAUGAUCGUCGAAGUGAAACCGGAAGACGGAGUCUCCCUGGAGAUCUUCGUCAGGCCCAAAACCAAACCAACAAUAACAGAGUACAGUUUCAGUGUGAUUCUCCCCAAAAUCGAGUUCUGCAACUUGACGAACGCCACCUUAAACUGUAGCUCAGAAGCGUAUAGAUUCAGCAUAAGCAGUGCUCUGACUGAUCACGUGGGGUUACAUUAUGUGGGGAUCCGAUACCCAAGACCGGAAAGUGACCCUACGUCGUCCUCAAAGGUUGAAGUUCAAAUUGUAGCGGAACGUGUUACAAGAGGAUGUGAGAGUCACGGCGGCAGGCAAAAGCGGUCUUGCGUUGGUGUUAAGACUCCCCCGACCACCCCUCCCCCGGCAAAACUUCAGAUACUGGUACCAAAGUAUAACGCAAGUACAGACGUCAAUUAUACGAUGUCCGUACCGGCUACGUCCUGUUUGUAUUGGUCUGAAACAAAGCAGACUUGGACAGAUGAUGGCUGCAAGGUGGGACCUAAGACGGUUGCCAGCAAUCUUCACUGUCUCUGUACCCAUCUAUCUGCUUUUGGUGGGGAUUUCUUCGUUGCACCGAAUCCUAUUGAUUUUGACUAGGUCUGGGCCGAAUUUGGCAAUUUGGCGGAAAGUGGAAACUUUGUAGUACUUGUCACAGUUUGUUCCAUAUUCGGACUUUACUUUGUGGGACUCGUGUUUGCUAGAAAAGCAGACAAAAAAGAUGAAAAGAAGGUCGUGGCUAAUGUGUAAUUGACUGAUUAAAUUGAAGACGGGUAUCUCUAUGAAAUCUCCGUUCAGACCGGAAUGUGGAAAGGCUACGGGACAACUGCUAACAUUGGCUUGAUCAUUUUUGGAGAACACGACACCACUCCUCCCUUACCAUUGUCGGAUCCAGAAAUGAAUAAAAUUUUCUUCGCCCGGGGUAGUAUCAACAAUUUCACUCUCUCUGUGCCAGAAUCACUUGGUAACUUGGUGAAGAUUAAGAUUUGGCAUGACAACAGCGGCAGGAGUCCUGCUUGGUUCUUCCAACAGGUGCAGAUCGUCGAUGCACAAACCGGCGAUAAGUGGCAUUUCCUUGGUAAUCGCUGGUUGGCUGUUGAAAAAGGGAGCGGUCAGAUAGAACUAGAACUUAAAGCAGCCGACAAAAAAGAACUUGCUGGAUUUAGAAAUUUAUUUUAUUCGAGGACCGCGCGGAGCCUGGGUGACGGUCAUUUGUGGUUGUCAGUUUUCACCAGGCCUCCACAUAACACGUUCACUCGUUGCCAGCGUCUUACGUGUUGCUUGUCGAUUUUAUUCGCUACUCUUGUAACGAACGCCAUGUUUUAUCAAUUUGAUAAAGCGCCAGGAGACACCUUCCAAGUUGGGCCAUUAAAGUUAAGUUGGAUACAGAUCAAGAUCGGUAUACAAAGCAGUAUCAUGGCCAUUCCAGUAAACGUGUUAGUCGUUACGAUCUUUAAGAGCAUUAAACAUCCCCUUCCCGUAGAUGCCCGAGGAUCCAACAAGAAAGUACCCGGCUGCCUUCCUCAUUUUUUCGUGUACGUAGGUUGGACUCUGUGCCUACUCACCUCCUUGGCAGCAGGUGCUUUCACCGUAUUUUACAGCUUGAUGUGGGGAGCUGAAACAUCCAACAAAUGGCUCACAUCAAUCAUGAUUUCAUUCUUUCAAGAUGUCAUAGUCACGCAGCCAAUCAAAGUUGUCUUGAUUGCAUCUUUACUAUCGCUGAUCAUAAAAAAGUCUCCAGAGCAGGAAGAGGUAAUUGGUUCAUCUAUGUCCAGAAGAAGUGGAAAAGACAGCCAGGUAGCCGCACCUCAUGGUGAAGCGCUCAGAAAAGCGCGUGAAUUCCAGACUAAAGUGUUGGAAAUGUUCAGGACCAUCAUAGAAAUGUUUUUUUUCUUUUUGUUCAUCGCUUUUCUAAUGGUGGUGUGUUAUGGCAAUAGAAAACCUACAAGAUUCAUGCUGACUACAGAGUUGGAAAAGCGGUUCAGCGGAUUUGAUAAGUUGGUUAGCCCGGACACCUUCUGGACAUGGACAUGA